This is a messenger RNA of Fragaria vesca subsp. vesca, 915 nucleotides long. Its product is annotated as acyl carrier protein 1, mitochondrial-like. The transcript is spliced from 2 exons. Bases 56 to 436 code for a protein of 126 amino acids. Lineage: Eukaryota; Viridiplantae; Streptophyta; Magnoliopsida; Rosales; Rosaceae. The record is from RefSeq and is a predicted model, not a curated record. Gene Ontology annotation, biological process: fatty acid biosynthetic process. Gene Ontology annotation, cellular component: mitochondrion. Gene Ontology annotation, molecular function: acyl carrier activity; acyl binding.
GACCGAGAGAAAGAGAGAGAGCAAAGCUUAGCACAAGAGAAGAAGAAGCAGAGAGAUGGCGCUGAGAGCAGCCGUUCUGCGGCACGUGCGAGUUCCAGUACAAACCCUAAACCCAAACCUAACCCUAGCCGGAGCCAGAUGGGCCCUACCUUCUUCUCUCCGGUGGAUGUCUUCGCACGACGAUCAUCUCACCAAAAACGAGGUCACCGAGAGAGUCCUCUCCGUCGUCAAGUGCUUCCCCAAAGUCGAUCCUAAAACGGUGACUCCUAAUGUACAUUUCCAAAAAGAUUUGGGCUUAGAUAGCUUGGAUAAUGUGGAGAUUGUAAUGGCUCUAGAAGAAGAGUUCAAGCUUGAGAUUCCUGACAAGGAAGCAGAUAAGAUUGAUUCUACAGAUCUGGCCAUUGAGUACAUCUAUAACCAUCCAAUGGCUGGGUAACUAUCUCUAGCCACUGGCUUGUCUCAUUCUGUGAGCUGUUGAAACGUAUUUUUGUUAUCAAUCAUGUGACAUUUGUAGGAAUUUGCUCAUCGUGUGGGCUGGAAAUAAUUUGCAUGUGUCUGAAAGAGAGUAUUCUUCCUGGAACUGUUAUUAAACAUCUUUGCAAUGUUUCAAUUGUAAACAUUGACAUGUUCUAUCCAAUCAGUUUUCAGGAUUGGCUGUGUUCCUUUUCCUGUUCAUGUUUUAAGUGCUGUUUUUCAUUAUAAGUUUGCCUGGUAGCUUGUAAUUCAUGUGUCUUGGAGUUAAAUGUGCAUGAACCCCGAUAGUCUGAUGGCCUCAGCUGAUCACCUAUUCGAGGAUACUAGAUGCACACUUGUUUUGAAUUUUCUAGUGAUCUACUGUUUGAAGUAUUAUGAGAUCAGUUACCAAAACUAUGUAUUUAAGUCCGGUUCGAGAGAGCUUAUCUGAAUGUCAUUUUA